Molecule: messenger RNA, 7672 nt
Organism: Pangasianodon hypophthalmus (striped catfish)
Lineage: Eukaryota; Metazoa; Chordata; Actinopteri; Siluriformes; Pangasiidae
Gene: lrch3
Product: leucine-rich repeats and calponin homology (CH) domain containing 3
Exons: 21
Coding region: 55-2382 (775 amino acids)
Molecular function (GO): protein binding
Source: RefSeq, a predicted model, not a curated record
UGGGGGAAGGAAAUAAGGCAGGGACGGGGAGAAUCAGUGGGAGUUCGCUGUGUAAUGGCGGCCUCGGUGUUGCUCUCUGCGGAAAGCACCGUGCCUGGAUUCGCUGUCGGUGGGAGCGCCGGUGCGUCAGCGACCACCGGGAACGGAUUAACCGUGCCAGGACCCGCGAGCUGGAACCGAUCCCUGGACCGGGCGUUCGAGGAAGCCGCGGCCACCGGCUGCCUGAACCUGAGCGGCAGGAAGCUGAAGGAGUUCCCGAGGAGCUCCGCUAAUCACGACCUCACCGACACGACCCGGGCCGACCUGUCGCGUAACAGACUGCCCGAGCUGCCGGUGGAGGUGUGUAUGUUCGUGUCGUUGGAGAAUCUGAACCUGUACCAGAACUGCCUGCGCUCUCUACCUGAGAGUCUGAUCAACCUGCAGGCCCUCACCUACCUGAACAUCAGUCGUAACCAGGUGUCCACUCUGCCUGCUCACCUGUGCAGUCUGCCGCUCAAGGUGCUCAUCGCCUGCAACAACAAGCUCGUGUCCCUGCCUGAAGAGCUCGGCCAGCUCCGACAGCUCACUGAACUGGAUGUGAGCUGUAAUGAGAUUCAGACGUUACCUGCGCAGGUCGGCCAACUCGAAGCUCUGCGAGACCUGAACAUUCGCCGAAACCACCUGGUUCGCCUGCCUCCUGAACUGGCGGAGCUUCCUCUGGUGCGCUUGGAUUUCUCCUGUAACAAGGUGACGUCCAUCCCGGUGUGUUACCGCAACCUCCGACACCUGCAGAGCAUCGUGCUGGACAACAACCCGCUCCAGAGCCCACCUGCGCAGAUCUGCAUCAAGGGGAAGAUCCACAUAUUUAAGUAUUUGAACGUAGAGGCGUGUAAAAUAGCUCCAGAUCUCUCGGAUUACGACAGGAGGCCACUGGGCUUUGGGUCCUGUGUGGAGGAGCUUUAUCCUGGCCGGCCGUACGGAGCUCUGGACUCUGGGUUUAACAGCGUGGACAGUGGAGACAAGCGCUGGUCAGGCAAUGAACCCUCGGACGAGCUGUCAGACCUGCCGUUACGAGUAGCGGAGUUAACCAGAGAGCAGAGACAUCGGCGAGAGCGAGAGCGAGACGAGCACAAGACGGGAUCGCUGUUGGCUAACGGAAUACUGGAGGCAGAGCUCGACCAGAUCGACUUUAUUGACAGCUGCACAGGGGAGGAAGAAGAGGAAGAUGGGCGGAGCCGAGGACGAGAACCAGUCAGCCUCAGCUCUCAGUUUAUGGCCUACAUCGAGAGACGAAUCACCCGAGAGGGCUCACCGGUGAAAGCAUGUUCCUCCAGAGAUGCAAGAAAUGACGAUUCAAGACGCUACGGCUCUUUACACAACCGUGUAUCGGAUACAGCGGGCACGUUGUCAUCUCCGUCUCAUAGCCAGCGGGCGGGGUCAGGCGCCGGUGUGGAACGCAUGCGGCGAGAGGCUCAGCUCGCUGCUCAGAGGUACGAAGAGGAGAGGCAGCGAGCGCGAGGUGUUCAGAGAGAACCCGUGAGGAGUUACGUCAAGCAGAAGUCAGCUCAGAGUCCGCCUAAGCUCAGUCCCACAGACAGCGAGAACCUGUACCCUUCCAGACGCUCUACUCAUACAGAUGACUCCGCCCUCUUUAUGAGUGAGUCCGAGCCCUUAAUGGCGUUUGAAAUAGACAUAAACACCAACACUAUAAAGAAGAGGCCGAGUCCUCAGAAGCAGCAAGGAGAAGAUCGCGCCUCGCUGUCCCCGACUGCGCUCCAGUCGCCCUCUUACCCCGGCCCCGCUGCGCCGACCUCCUGCCGCGGAGCCGCGUCGCGCCCCGAGAGCUUCCUGUACCGCCUCGGUCAGCGAGAGGAGAAGAAACGAGGAGACUCGAGAGCUGGGAGGUCCGAGCCGGAUCACGCGACUCCUACACCAUCACCAGCUCCAGGACUCACAGGAGAAGAAGCUGAACUGGUGGAACAGCUCAGAAAGAACAUCGAGUCUCGGCUGAAAGUUUCGUUGCCUAGCGACCUGGGGGCGGCGCUGACGGACGGGGUGGUGCUGUGCCAUCUGGCCAAUCACGUGCGGCCUCGCUCAGUACCCAGCAUUCACGUGCCCUCGCCUGCGGUGCCCAAACUGACUAUGGCUAAAUGUCGACGGAACGUGGAGAACUUCCUGGAGGCGUGUCGUAAAAUCGGCGUCCCUCAGGGAAGCCUGUGUUCAGUUGGCGAGGUGUUGGAGGGCAAAGCGCUGUGUUUAUACAGACUGAUCGACGCUUUGCUCUCGCUAGCGCCCCCUAUGCGUCCGUCGCCUCCGUGCCAGCUGGCCGGUUUCGCGCUGUUCUACCUGUCCUUCAUGUCUCUGUUAUGUGCUCUCUACUGCCACCUGGUGCCGUGUUUUUAAUCAGCACUCGUACACUUACAGUGUGUCUUCUGCACUGAAACUAGAACAAAAGCGUUUAACGUUCGCACUAAUAAACCAGACAAUCAUCAUCAUCAUCAUCAUCUUCCUACGAAAUCCCUAGAGGUUUACUCUUAAAUUCAGAGGAUGAUCUUCAGCGUAAUUAACUAAUGAUCGAAUACCACAUGGUCAGAUUGUAAAGCACAACAGCUCAUUGGAUGAUGGAUUAAUAACAGACAGCACGAGGAAACGUUUUCAAUUUUUGUCUGAGUCCUCUCUCAAGAACUGUUUUUUGUUUUUAUUGUUUGGUUUUUACCAUCGUGUUAGUUAAUUUGUUCCUUCAAACAAGAUUGAAUUUUUUUUCUUCACUAAUAAUAAUAAUAAUAAUAAACACACACCAGGUGUUUGUCAUUUCGGAAAAAAUGCUCCAAUACCAACAUCACUCGCUCAGAAGUUUAGUUCCUACCUGCAGUUAGUUCCCAUUUACUGACUGAUGGAAGAAAACUUAUAACUGUGGUUUCGUCUUACCCUGCUGUAUACGAACUCUCAUGAAAUGUGUGUAGAGACAUUACAAAGAAAAAUAAAAACCAAGCUUGGAAGGAAGUAGCAGAGAUCUUUGGUUCCUUCGAUGAAUGUACGUAGCUUGUGCAGUUAGCUCGCUUUGGUCGUUUAAUCUGAGAACGUCGCUGUGUAAAUGAAACAAGCAAUUUUUACACCGAUUAGUGAAUUAUUUAAUUUCUAUUUAACCUGUUAGCUUUAGAAGCUUUAUAUAGCUACUAGUAUUUCUCAUGACAAGCCACGCCCACAAGAGACAAACUUCGAGCAGCUUGUCAGUGGUUAGUGUGAACGUAGGAAAUGGGGUUCAAACUGAAGCUCCAUUUAAAUAAUGUACUCGUGAAUAAUACGAAUAGACUGCGUACAAUUUUGUGUUUGUUUAUGAUUGUUUUUGAUAGCUGAUGGAAUAAAAAAAAAAUAAAAACAGUUUUUGUUUGUAGACUCAGACAUUUGGAUACUAUUUGUAUCAGGAAUUUUCCCAAAUGCUGACUCGGAAAACAUCUCACUGCUUAAAGGAAGUAGCCAUACGUUUAUUAAGCCGAUAAGUGCCCCUGUUCAAAUCCAAACAUUUUACAAUCUCUCCUUCCAAAGAGUGGAUUUGUUGAACUCUUUACUGAGAAACGCUGCUGUUAUUUCCGAGCUUCUUAUCGGCUGCUUUUAGUGGUGCGCAUUUCUAAGCAUACAGUAACGAUUGUUUUUAAUCUGCAAUAAUGUAUUCUGGGUUUCAGGGUUGAGAAAUUCAGGCCUUUUUGUUCUGUUGAUAAAAAGGACUGUUGAAAUAGCGUAUCUGUAACUUUGUAAGUUAGAUAGAUAGCUAGAACAUAGCUUUGGAAAUGAAUGUUAGGGUUUUUGUGUGUGUGAGAUGAUCUAAGACCAGUAUGAGAGGUUUGAUAGUUUAAACCAGUGUUUUUCAAAUAGAAGGUAUUUCCAGAUACUACUGAGCAGAAAAGACUUUUAAGGGGAAAAGGGUAAUAAUUAAUACUGUUUUUUUUUCCCCUAGAUAUUAUUUUAAUGUAAUAAUUAGAACUACGAAUUCCAUUCCAAAGGUCUAGUAAAUAUAUGACGAGCGUGCCGCUCCACUGGCAUUGCACCUGACCUUUAACCCUUAUCUUGUUGGUGGUGAGCCCACAAGAUGGCUCCACAUUGCCGUUUGGGCUGAGAUUGACUGCGCAGUCACCAGUCACUCACCUGCGGACACUACCUCCAGGCCUGGCUCCACCCUUUAUCAUGGUGAUGAGCCUACAAGAUGGGGCCUCGUUGACAUUUCGGGCUGAGCUAGACCCGCUCGCCUGCAGAUACUACCCUCAGGUCUGGCUCCAUCCUUCAUCUUGCAGGUGGUUGGGCCCACAUGAUGGCUCCAUGACUCCAUUUUGGGUUAAGCUCGACUCAGUUACCAGUCACCAGACACUUGUCUGUGGACACCAUCCCCUGGUCUGGCUCCACCCUUUGUCAUGCAGGUGAUGAGCCUACAAGAUGGGGCCACGUUGGCAUUUCGGGCUGAGCUUGACCCGAUUACAGGAGUGGCCCAGUCACCAUACUCUCGCCUGCAGACACUACCCUCAGGUCUCGCUCCACCCUUCACCUUGCAGUUGGUUGAGCCCACAUGAUCACUCCAUGACUCCAUUUUGGGUUGAGUUCAACCCGAUUACAAGAUUGGCCCAGUCACCAGAAGCUGACCUGCAGACUCUACCCCCCAGGCCUGGCUCCACCCUUCAUCUUGCAGGUAGUGAGCCAACAAGAUGGUCCAUGUAAUCAUUUCAGGCUGAGCUCGCCUGGGUUACGUGAGUGACCCGGUCUCACCACCCCCAGGUUUUGCUCCAAUGGUGGGUUCCUUUAAACCUUAUUCCAUGCAGGGUACAUCUAGUCUGUUUUGUAGCUUUUAUAGCGGUCAUCACUCCUUGCCUGAUUUCUCCUCUUAGAUCUGCAAGGGCGGCCCUACUGGGAGCAUUAAGCUCCCGGUGACGUAGCCCUGAGGUUCACUGAAGGACACCCCUCUAACUGUUGCAGCAUUACAGUCACUUCACCGAUCCGUAGCGGUGAAGCAGGAACUCGGUUUGUAGAUGAAGCGCACUGUUUAUCGGUCAUUCUACGUGUUUAUAAGUUCUCAAGUACAGGUUGUGGAAAUGAGGUUCCUCUACAUGCUCUCUGUGAUACGGUGAGUAGUUUGAUGACCUGGAAGAGCCUCUGAGUAGUGUUGCUGCUUCUUGCUUUGAUUCCUUGCUUACAAGGAUGCCUCCUGGUUGGAGAUGGUUCAGGCACGUAGCAAUGGACUGAGACUCCGGGGCAGACCCAGGACCCACUGGAGAUGGUAUGUAGGGAUAGAGAAAGUCUGAUCUAAACUUCUCAGCUGGUUUCCAUCAUGACUUCCACCAUCUAUUUAUAUAUUAUACAUAUUGCAAUCUGCAGUGUAUGUAGCUGUGCAGUGAAUGCUCUUCAUACAGGAACUAUGGUCUUUCCCUUACAGAUAUCUUCCUAGUGUUUCUAGUGCAGUAAAGGGAUACUUGACUUAAAAGAUCAUUGAAAGGGGUCUACAGCCAAAAAAAAAGUUUGGAAACCACUGGUUUAAACACCUUCAGUCAGUAUUUGUGUGUGUGGGUUAUACACGCUGAUGCCUAAUGUUCUGAUAAUCCUUUAAGUUUAUGACUCUUCCAAAACUUUUUACAAUAAAAUUGAAUCCUUGUCCUUCACUGUUUCUGGCUCUUUUGCUGCUACUUACUCCAGUGUUAUUCAUCCUAAUCUCUAUCCACCAAUUCUGACGACAAUUUAGUCACUUCAACCUGGUCACUUUUAAACUCCGUCAAGCAAUAAACAUUUAAAAUACACAAAUUUAAAGCACAGAUUCAAACCUGCAGCUAUUAGAUGUGAGAGAAAGUCGUACCAGAUCUAGAAAUCUUCUCCUUUUGUUGUAGCGUUCAGGAGUGUUUUAGGGAUGUGGAUUUGUAAAGAACUCUAAAAAAUGAGAGUUGUGUUUGUGGUAAUUUUGGCAUAAACGCAAUUUUUUUCUUCUUAAAAAAGUCGUACCUGUCGUGAUGUCACGUUAUAAACAAAGUGACUCCCACAGUUAACAGUUUUUAGGAGUAUGAGGUCAGGAUUUAACUUUAUCCUUCUAUCUGUCUAUCUAUUGGACAUUCCUUUAGUAUUAAUACAGACUUACGAACCUUCCGGGAUUUUGCGUAGGAUCUCCGCAUUUUAUCGUUAAAGUACGAUACUCCAACAUAUGCCAAAAGCGCUAAAUAAAAACCUCAAACGAAAUAAUUCGAAUCAUAUGAAUCCAGUUGCGUAGGUGAUUUUUACUAAUCGAAAUUAAUUGAUCCCCCUCGAAGCCCCGCCCCCUUCUGAGAUUUCACGUUAGUAACGUUUCAGUCUCGAUUCAUUUAGAUUUUUAUGCGAGAAAAAAAACGCAAUAACGUGGCGUCUUUGCUUUCUGUCAUGGUAAAUUGAGUAUGUUUUGAGUUUAUUAAUGAGAAAUAAAAUUGAUCAAUAUACUGUAUGUUCUUUUGGUAGUACGUUCCAUAAAAUUAUUAGUUUAUUUAUUUAUAUUUAUUAGCGAUGUGACUGAAAUAAUCUCGGGAGGAAAACAAUCGAAAACAGCAUUUCUGCUUUUCGUGUUUAGGUUUAUUGACGGAGUUUAACAGCUGCUUUUAGACUUCGGUUCUAGUUGAGUUCGGAGUGAACGCGGAAAUUCAUAUUUGUGAUGAAAUAUCUCUCUCACACACACACACACACACACACACACACACACACACACUGCAGAUACAGUGGAGAGAGGUUAGGUUUAAAAACACUGGAGAGUUCUCUCUUUUCUGAUUGGCCUCUCUUCUAUUCCGCUUUUACUCUUCUGCGUUUUCCCCACAGUCAUGGCUUUGUUUUUUUUUUUUUCCCCUCAUUCCUCUCUCACUCCAUUAUUAAUUUUACACAGUUUUAUUUUUAAGUUUGACAUGUUUUCUUUUUUUUUAUUUAAUUAUAUCAUUGUUUUUUUUAUGUUUGUACGGUUUUUCAUUAUUUCGUUACCAUUGACACGCCCCUUUUUUCUUUUUUAUUUUGUUUUGUUCCCAAACCCCAUCUCCCUUUCUCUCUCUCUCUCUCUCUCUCUCUCUCUCUCUCUCUCUCUCUCUCUCUCUCUCUCUGGCUCUUUCUUUGUCUAUCUUUCUUUCUGUCUCUCUAUCUUAUCUCUCCCUCUCUUCUCUCUCUCUUUGUCUCUGUUUCUUUCUGUCUUUCUUUUUCUCUCUCGCUUUCUUUUUCCUUGUCUAUCUCUCUCUCUUUCUGUGCGCCUCUCGUUGUCUCUCUCCUCUCUUUUGUUUCUCCUUUUCUUUCUCCUUAUUUCUGUCUCUCUAUCUGUCUCUUUGUGUAUCUGUCUCUCUUUCUAUCUGCCUCUAUCUGUCUCUCUUUAUUUCUGUCUUUAUCGCUCUCUUUGUGUAUGUCUAUCAUUCUCUCUAUUUUUGGUAUCUCCCUCUCUGUCUAUCUCUAUCUGUGUCUCUAUUGCCCUCCCUGUCUGUCUCUCUCUCUCUCUCUCCAUCUCCCUCUCCAUUUCCCUCUCUAUCUCCCUCUCCAUCUCUCUCUGUCCAUCUCUCUCUCUCUCCCCCCCCUUUCUAUCGCUCUCUCCCUCUCUUUCUCCCUCUCUCUCCCCCUCUCUCUCUCCAUCUCUCUUUCCCCCUUUCCAUCUCCCUCUCCCUCUCUCUCUCUCUCGCUCUCUCUCUCUCUGUGUGUGUGUGUGUGUGUGUGUGUGUGUGUGUGUGCU